Messenger RNA from Caenorhabditis briggsae, 750 nucleotides. Lineage: Eukaryota; Metazoa; Nematoda; Chromadorea; Rhabditida; Rhabditidae. The record is from RefSeq and is a predicted model, not a curated record. Bases 1 to 750 code for a protein of 249 amino acids. The transcript has 4 exons.
AUGACGACCCGAAGAAUCGUACUGUUCUGCGCCGUCGUCGCGUGCGUCUAUGCCGCCUCGUCGUCGGAGAUCUCCGUCCGUAUCGAACGACACUUCCCUUGCUCAGCCAGCUCAGGACCAAAGAAAGAUAGCUUGCUGAUCAAAUUCCCAUCAUACAAAACCGCCGGAGUCCAAUUCCACGAAGAGAUCAGCGAGAAUGGACACAAGUGCUUCAGAAUGUCCGGAGGAAAAGUUGAGGUGUACGCUCCAGGACUCGACGGAUCCAAGAAGUAUUACGUGCACCUUGAGACCAGAAUUGGAAUCCACGGAAAGCCAGAAAGAUGCGUGAAUGCUGACUCAAACGGAUGCGGAGGAAUCGGAUCAUGCGUCCACUGCGACAUUUGCCACACCAUGGGAGGAUCCCUCAAGAACUUUGUACAAAUCUUCCAAGCCGACAAGCCAGCUCAAUGCUCCAGCAAGGGACUUCCAUCAGGAUCCUACACCGAUCUCUCCCUUCGUGUCUGCCUUCCAACCAAGAACGAGCUUCUUCCAUUCCUUGACCAAAACGCUUCCCGUGCCGAGCAACUUUGGGACCUCUUCGUCAGCUCCCGUGCUCGUUCCGGAGAGAUCCCACUCGUUAUUGCUGCUCGUUUGUUCGAUCGCCCAAUCAACAACAUGGAUGCCAAGUCUCUCAACACCAUUCUCCACGACACAAAGGAAGGAAUGAUUGGAUGCCACUGGAUCUACGCCACUGUUUCCCAACCAAACUAA